GUGGGGUUCCUCGAGGGAAGUGACUUGGCACUUGUCGGCCAUAGUGGUUGUCAGUUGUUGCCUGGUCCCUCUCCAGUCCUUCCAAGUGAGUCCCAACCUAAGCGCUUCUGACCUUCACUCCUUUCCUUCCCUUUGCGCAAGAGUCGAGCACGCAAAAUAAGAUGCCACCUCUCAGCAAAAUCAAGUACUCCCACGAGGAGACUGUUAGCGCGAUCAGCGGUUACUUUGACUUCCUCGCCGCCAUGUACCUCGACGAGGACGCUAUUCAGAGACCUCCAGAAGGGGGAUGGCCCGAGAUUACGCCUGACCGUCUUCGAGGCCUAGGAAAGACAGACAAAGUCGUUGAGCUACUGCGCCAUAUCCCCUACCUUCGUGGUGGAGAGUGGUGCGACCAAAGCGAAGCGGAGGCUGCACCCAGUGGUAUUCACUUUUAUAACUGGAUUGAGGCAAUCCGUCAGGUCGAUCACCCUGACAGCAACCAAGAAAUUGGGGAUCCCAAGAUCUUCACGGAGCCCCCCGAGGAUUGGGGAUUGGUCCCUGCGCACGUCGUCGGCCUCAUCACCACCAAGCAAGACCUGUGGUUGCUCGACACGGAGCUCGGAGUCAUCUAUUGGGUCUCGGGCCCCGGCUGGAUCUGCCUCCAACCGACCCGCGAACCCGUCCUCGACGAUGCCUACGACAUUGGCGAGAGCGAGACGGACUGGCGCUUGGACCCCUCGUGGGCCAUUGUCGACUUCUUCGAGCUCCUAAAGGACGCAUUCCGGCAGCUGAACUCAAUCCCUCUCACUCCGACUGUCGUGCUCGACCCGAAAAGUGUGAAGCUUUCAGGCAUUCGCGAAGAAGCCCUAGCAUUAGUCCAGACAAUUUAUCGCGAGCAUGGCUGGCCCGACAUGGCCCGGUACCGCAAGAACGAGUGCUUGAUGGUAAUCCGGGAGACGCUGAAGGAACGGUAUGGCGAGGAAUGCCGGCAGCUGUUCAUAGACAUGGACAAGUGGUAGGCGAGCAACGCUUGGCCCGGGUGGUCGGUACGUAGCUCCAAUGCCGUGCACACAACAGGCUCCAUUCGACGCGGACGCCGACGCGGACGCCGACGCGGACGCCGACGCGGACGCCGACGCGGACGCCGACGCGGACGCCGACACGAACAAACAGACGUGGUGUUUUCACUUGAGAGCGCGCUCAGAUGUGGGAGAUGGCGGGGCCCGGAAACUCCGGAGUCCGCGCUGCCAGCUUGGGUAAACCCCGGGGCACUCCA
This is a messenger RNA of Parathielavia appendiculata, 1255 nucleotides long. RefSeq lists its product as uncharacterized. Bases 162 to 998 code for a protein of 278 amino acids. The transcript has a single exon. The record is from RefSeq and is a predicted model, not a curated record. NCBI's taxonomy places the organism in Eukaryota, Fungi, Ascomycota, Sordariomycetes, Sordariales, Chaetomiaceae.